CCUGGGAGGGGCGGGGCCGUGUGAGGCUCUGCUGAGAGGUCGCGGGACCCCCGGCCGGAAGCAGGUGGAAGCCCCCUGAAUCUUGCAUUCAGGGCGCGCCCCCCGAACGCUGGGCCCUUGUCCCCUCCGCCCUCUCCCUAGCGUACGUCCGAGCCCGGGAUUUCUGCGGCUGCCGGGUAGACGCCGAGCCCAGGACCAUGAGCGUGGGCUUCAUCGGCGCGGGCCAGCUGGCCUGUGCCCUGGCGCGCGGCUUCACGGCCGCAGGCAUCCUGUCGGCUCACAAGAUAAUAGCCAGCUCGCCGGAAAUGGACCUGCCCACGGUGUCCGCACUCAGGAAGAUGGGGGUGAACCUGACCCGGAGCAACAAGGAGACAGUGAGGAACAGCGACGUCCUGUUUCUGGCCGUGAAGCCACACAUCAUCCCCUUCAUUCUGGAUGAGAUCGGUGCCGAUGUCCAGCCCAGGCACAUUGUAGUCUCUUGUGCAGCCGGUGUUACCAUCAGCUCAGUGGAGAAGAAGCUGAUGGCAUUUCAGCCGGCCCCCAAGGUGAUUCGCUGCAUGACCAACACACCUGUGCUGGUGCGGGAGGGUGCCACGGUGUACGCCACAGGCACCCAUGCCCUGGUGGAGGAUGGGCAGCUCUUGGAACAGCUCAUGAGCAGUGUGGGCUUCUGCACCGAGGUGGAGGAGGACCUGAUCGAUGCCGUCACAGGGCUCAGCGGCAGUGGGCCUGCCUAUGCAUUCAUGGCACUGGAUGCGCUGGCUGAUGGCGGGGUGAAGAUGGGCCUGCCGCGGCGCCUAGCAGUCCGGUUGGGGGCCCAGGCCUUGCUGGGGGCUGCCAAGAUGCUGCUGGACUCGGAGCAGCAUCCAGGCCAGCUCAAGGACAACGUCUGCUCCCCCGGAGGGGCCACCAUCCAUGCCCUGCACUUCCUAGAGAGUGGCGGCUUCCGCUCCCUGCUCAUCGAUGCUGUCGAGGCCUCCUGCAUCCGAACACGAGAGCUGCGGUCCAUGGCUGACCAAGAAAAGAUCUCCCCAGCCGCCCUCAAGAAGACGCUCCUGGACAGAGUGAAGCUGGAAUCCCCCACAGUGUCCACACUGACCCCCUACAACUCAGGGAAGCUGCUCACGAGAAGCCCGACCCUGGGAAACAAGAAGAACUGAGGCCGCCUCUGUCCCCGCUGUGACCAGGGCCCUCGCCGGAGGGGGCCGUGUAGGGCGAGGGCAGAUCUUGUUACAAAACCUCCUUAAACCUGUUCAGACCAAGCAGCUCUCGCUCCCCCUCCCGUCCCGUAUUGGAAGAUGCUCUGAAGGGGUGAUCGAUGCUAGAAGCCAGAGGCCCCUGCUUGCCUCCACUGUUGGGGCCCAGCUCAGGCGGGAAGGUCUCGGGAGGACCUUCCACCAGCAUUCUCCAGCUGGAGCCAGGAUCAGUGUGAUGCCACGUCAGGUGAGAGGUACAAAACAUGACAAGGGCAUUUCUCUUUGAAUUGAAAGUGAGCACCUUAGAAUUGUCACAGUUAAUCAGAAAUGGCACGAGAUGAGACUAUGCUCUAAGUCUUGCUUCAUAGGUGCACCAUCGAGAAAGUGUUAAUCGGUGCUGCUAAGUUUAGUAGCUUUAAUAAAGUUUUCUUUUUUAUUA
Messenger RNA from Pteropus alecto (black flying fox), 1635 nucleotides. RefSeq names its product pyrroline-5-carboxylate reductase 2 (gene PYCR2). The transcript is spliced from 7 exons. Gene Ontology annotation, molecular function: pyrroline-5-carboxylate reductase activity. Gene Ontology annotation, biological process: L-proline biosynthetic process. Bases 198 to 1160 code for a protein of 320 amino acids. Lineage: Eukaryota; Metazoa; Chordata; Mammalia; Chiroptera; Pteropodidae. The record is from RefSeq and is a predicted model, not a curated record.